CUCUCAAAAUGUUUGGCUGUUACGAAGUCAACGACACGACCACUUACUACAAGGAGGUCGUGCCCAAAGAAGACUGGCCUCCGCCGCAUAUGAUGAUAGUCGAAACGCCGAUUCCCUGUGACGGUCUGUUUUCACAGAUUCAACCUACAGACCCGUCCUACAGAUACACAGUGGUGGUGUUGUACGCGGUCAUCUUUGUGAUGUCCCUGGUAGGAAACACCUUGGUGAUCUACACGGUGCUGUUCGAUAGGACGAUGCGGACGGUGACCAACAUGUUUCUGGUGUCCCUGUCUGUCAGCGACCUGCUCAUCACGCUUCUCAGUAUCCCCUUUCACAUCCUCUGGGCGCUGAAACGCUUUGAAUGGGAAUAUGGAGACCUACUGUGCAGGUUGCCGCAGUACAUCAAGGGCCUGUCCGUGACUGCGAGUAUCCUGUCCCUGACUGCGAUCUCGGUGGAACGCUACCUGGCCAUCCUGCGCCCCCUAGCGGCUCAGCGCUACCUCUCCAGGUUUCGUCUGACCGCGGCCGUGACGCUGAUCUGGGCGGUCGCCUCGCUGGUCUACAUCCCCCAGCUGCUCUACCUGGGUGUCAGGACUAUACCUCAAGAACUUGCCGCCAGGGGUCCUCCCUGCACGCACGACUACUGUGACCUCUUCAACUUCACCAUCAAAUUCAGCUUUCUGAGGUGCGAGGACGCGUGGGACUCGCCUGAAGCAGAGAGGGCGUACACGCUUUGUCUGUUCUUAUUUCUUUUCUUUCCCGUGGCUAUUAUGGGGGGUUUGUAUGGUAGGGUGGCCGUGCAUCUGUGGUUUUGGCAGCCGGCUGGCGAGCAUAGCAGCGUCCGCCUGCGUAACGUAAACACCAAGCGCGUAGUUCGCGUCCUGGUCCUUUUCAUCUUCGUGUUUGUCAUCUGUUGGGCCCCUUACUUCGUGAGUGUGCUCUUGCGUUUGGGUCACAAGAACGAGGGUGAUACAGGGACUGAGGGGUACUACCUACACGGGAGUUUUACCGUGAUUGCCCACGCUAAUUCUGCCGUUAACCCGUUUCUCUACGCCCUAAUGAGCCAGCGUUUUCGGGAACGGUUGGCUUGUUGUCGUAAAGGCAAAGCUAACAUUGCCAGUGGGUCGAAAGCAGCUAACAUGAAACCGUUGGAAACUGUGACCAAACGCACCAGGGCGUCCACGUUUGGGGAAAGCCAACAGGUGGUCGCACCACUGCACAUUGAAAUCCAGUUGAAUUAAACCAUGGAACACAAUAACUUAGGUCCUUUUCCAACUAGGAUAAAAUUGUCCGGAUCGAUCCGAAUUGAUUCGCUUUGAUCCGGUUAUAUCUGGUUUCGAGCCGGAUCAAUUCGGCUCGAGCUCGAUCAGGAAAUUUUACUGAAUGGGGACUUAGUCCUGCGCUCACCUCCGCGUAGGGAUGCAAAAUAAAGACAUGCACAUGCGAAAAUUUGAUAGCCCCUCUCUCAUUGCUCGAACCGCUAAUUGCCAUGCUAUCAUUGGCUGAAGUGCUAUAUCAAUAAGUCAGGACGAGUCGAUAUUUUCUGAGAGGGCGGUGCUUUAAUACGAGGCAUUUGGUUUUUGAGUACAGAUAUAUUAUGCUCAAAACUGUGUCAUUCUAGCAACGUUACAUGUCCAUUUAGUCAAGUCUUAAUGCGCUUCAUA
Molecule: messenger RNA, 1664 nt
Organism: Branchiostoma belcheri (Belcher's lancelet)
Lineage: Eukaryota; Metazoa; Chordata; Leptocardii; Amphioxiformes; Branchiostomatidae
Product: tachykinin-like peptides receptor 86C
Biological process (GO): G protein-coupled receptor signaling pathway
Cellular component (GO): membrane
Molecular function (GO): G protein-coupled receptor activity
Source: RefSeq, a predicted model, not a curated record